Hermetia illucens (black soldier fly) is the source of this 1003-nucleotide messenger RNA. Its product is annotated as SRR1-like protein. NCBI's taxonomy places the organism in Eukaryota, Metazoa, Arthropoda, Insecta, Diptera, Stratiomyidae. Gene Ontology annotation, biological process: microtubule-based process. The transcript is spliced from 2 exons. Bases 88 to 909 code for a protein of 273 amino acids. The record is from RefSeq and is a predicted model, not a curated record. Gene Ontology annotation, cellular component: cytoplasm; nucleus.
UGAAUUUUGACAUUUACUGUUUUGACAUACCGAACAGCCAUCUGAGAACUGUCAUAUAUCGUUUACUUUCUUGCGGGAGAUAUUAUCAUGUUUAGCAGCCAGGAUGAGUUCAAAGUGGUCCACAGGAAGAAGAGGAAACCUAGGAAUUUCCAAAUUCUUAAUCAGAAAGAUGUGCCAACUGAAACUCAUUCGAAUGUUGAUGUGCAACAUACUUUGAGUCGCCUUGCAUCCCUUCGUAGCGACAUGAUCACUUCCGACUUCUUUGAAAACAGCGUGGGGAAGCUACGACAAUGUCUAAAUUCAUUACCUGACCUCGAUGUUCGGCAGUUGAUUUGCUUUGGAAUCGGUUCAUUUGGAAGCUGCGUUAUUGCCAUGCACCAACUCGCAUUUGUCUUAGAAGUUAUUGAAGCACUUAAAAUAGUUAACAUCAAAUUUUACGACCCAGUCCUUACGGAAGCAGAAAAAGAUAUUUUAAACAGAUUAGGUUGCGGAGUAAUCAACGAAAAUUGCGAGGGAAAGUAUCCCGUCGACUGUAUAACAGUUUUCUACCUGCCUCAUUGUCCAAAGCAACUCACGAAUAAUUUACUCUGGAAAAACUGGAAGCCCGAACUACUGAAAAAUGUGAUAAUUAUCGGGAACAGCAUUGAAAAUAUGAAGAGCAACACCCCCGAGAGAUUUCUCAGACAGGAUGCUGGAUACGUGCUGAGGUGCUCUGACUGGGUCACGGAGGUUCCAUUGGAGAAUAAUUUUCAGUUCGAUGAUGUGUUCAACGAUACAGCGAUUCACGUCUUCUGUUGCGAUAAAUUAGAGGAAGUCAGCCAGCGAGAAUGGUCCGACAAUGCAGAGCCCAAAUACGGGGACACCGAGUUGAUAACGGCGCAACUAGAAGAGAAAUUGAAUAUCAGAUAGCGUUAAAUGAAUAAUUAUGAAUUUGUACGGAUUAAGAAGUCUUCCAUGGAAGAGUAUGUUUUCAAUAUUUUUGAAAAUAUAGCUAUAAGUAGAA